This is a messenger RNA of Oncorhynchus kisutch (coho salmon), 2813 nucleotides long. It is a transcript of the gene drc7, whose product is annotated as coiled-coil domain containing 135. Gene Ontology annotation, biological process: flagellated sperm motility. Bases 125 to 2686 code for a protein of 853 amino acids. NCBI's taxonomy places the organism in Eukaryota, Metazoa, Chordata, Actinopteri, Salmoniformes, Salmonidae. Gene Ontology annotation, cellular component: motile cilium. The transcript is spliced from 18 exons. The record is from RefSeq and is a predicted model, not a curated record.
AUUACAUCUCUAGCUGCGCGAAAUCGUGGGUAGGACUCCAGAAUUGAACACGUCAAACAAUUUCCGUUACUAUGGAGAUGGUAAACGACAGACAUACGACAACAAACAUCUUGUCUAAUCCAAGAUGGAGGUAUUGCCUAAAGUGGAAUCUGACAAAGAGGUUGCCAUUGAGGAAGCUGAAGAGGAUCGACAGGAUGAGGUUAACGAGGAUCUGCUUAAACUAGAGGAGACCCUCUGCAACAUACAAAUAACCCCAACACCGUGUUCACUGCCAGAACGGGCACAGGAGGUUGACCUGUCCCAAUACCCAACCUCUUAUAAAGAAAACUCACCACAGGAAAAGCUGCUGCUUGCCAUCGCCGACAACUUCUGCUGCCAGUAUGUGCACCUUUACCCUGACCGAAAACCCCUUCUGCUGAGCCCACUCAAUGAGUGUGGAGUCCAGAAAUUUGUCAGUACAACCUUGAGGCCCACCUUGCUCUCAUACCCGGAGCUGUACAGCUGGGAGGGAUGUGCAAGCUUUGUGUCAGAGUUCUUGUCUUUAGAGCCACUGGAUCCUCCCAUUGACCCGCCAAGACACCUCUACUCUCCAACCUGGUUGAUGCAGACUCAGCGAGGCUCCUGCUUUGAUUUCUCUACUCUGCUGUGUAGCCUGUUGUUGGGUGCAGGCUACAAUGCCUACUGUGUUAGUGGAUACGCUGUGAAGGAAAUGUGUCUCCUCAACCAGUCCCUCCAGGAAUGUCCCCUACUGGUUACACAUGUUAAGGGAAAGGCUACUGAGCAGAAGCGGCAGGUGAAGAAGUACUCAGUGAAACCACCACGGGACCUUCGCAGUGGCUUUGAGCAGCGUCAGGAGGAACGCAGACAAGCUGAUGCACAGGCUAUCCUCCUGAAGAAACAGCAGGAGGCAGAGAGACUUCAAGAGGAGCGAGAGCGCCUACCCCCAGAUCCCCUGUUGGGCCUGCGGGUCCACUGCUGGGUUCUCAUUCUGUCUGGCAACCGGGAGGUUCCAGAGAACUUCUUCAUUAACCCACUCACAGGGAAGAGUUUAUCCACCACCAACAAAUGCUUCCUGGGCAUAGAGAGCAUCUGGAACCAUCAGAACUACUGGGUCAACAUGCAGGACUGCCGGUUCGGCUGUGUGGAGAUGAAUUUCGACCUGGGGGAUGCGGUGAAGUGGGAGUAUCUGCUCUAUGGCACAACUGGCCAAUCUCUGCUUCUCAUCCCUGACAUGAAAAAACAGCAGGAGGCAGAGGAUGAUGAAGAGGAAGAAGUGGAUGAGCCCAAGGUGUUUGAAAUGCCUCCAUCCUGGGUGAAUCAAAUCAACAUCUCUCAACAAGACAUGGAGACACGCUGCCCUGGGGGCAUGAAAGUUAUCCAGUAUCGGAAGGCCAAGCUGGAAAAGUUUGCACCCUACCUCCUCCCGGAUGGUCUUGUGACACGCUUGACCUCAUACUCAGACCUCGACUGUACCCAGCCCAGCACUGUGAAGGAGUGGUACCAACACAGGCAUGACCACCUAGAGGAACGGGAACUGAAGAAGACUAGCAAUGUCACUAAUGAGCAUUUCAGACCUGGACGGAGCUAUGCUUUAAAAUCCCACAGGUAUAUUACUAUGACUCCGGAGACGGAGCGUCAGAUGGACUUCUACAGCCAUGCCCGAGCAGACGGGCUGGCCAGACGGGUCGAGAUGCCCUUUGAGAUGACAGAGACCUUUGAGGAUCGACCAGACUUUAUGUACCAUCGUCAUGUCGUUUUUGGCAAACGUAUCAAAGUGUUCGGCCCCAGUAAUACUGAGGCACCUGACCAGGGGCAACGCCCUUUACAGAAGGUGGUGGAACAAUUCAAUCGAGACCGGUCCAAGCCAGCCGGGGAGGACGUAGCAGAGCGUAUCUUUCUAGUGUCUGAGGACAGGAUCCAAGUGACAUACCACCGGGAGGACGACCGGAUUAUUCCUGCUUGGAGAAACUUCAUAAAGCCCAGAGAUUCAGGCGAUUCCCAGAACCCACACUCCUUCACCCCUCAAAUGGCCUCCACUUUCCAGGUAGAUCCAUUUGAGAAGCCCAGUAAGAAUCUCUUUCUGUAUGAAAUGCUAGUCCAUAUGAUGAAGGAGGAGGAGCGCGUUGCUCUCAGAGUCAAGGAGUCUGAAAAAGAGGUGAGGGCGAUACUGGGUGUUAGGGAACAAGAAGAGAGCAGUAUUGAGCUCCACAUCUCCAUCUACAACACAGCGAGAAAUGAGAGAGCACGCUGCCACCGAGAGGCAUUGGAGCGGACGGCCAAAGAGGAGCGUCUCCGACAGGAGGAGAAGGAGCUGGACUUCUUAGCACCUCUUCUGGCCCAGCUGGGUGACCCAGAGAACCUGACCAGACAGGCUGCUCUACAGCUGAGGAAUGACUGCCUGGCUGACCUGAAGCAGCGGCUCAUUGAUAAGGCCAACCUCAUACAGGCUCGUUUUGAGAGGGAGACCCAGGAGCUUCAGCAGAAACAGCAGUGGUACCAGAAGAACCAGCUCACUAUGACCAAGGAGGAUGAAGAUGAAUACCUUGCCUACUGCUCUGAUGCCAUGUUCAGGAUCCAUAUUCUCAAACUGCGUCUGAGCAGGCAUAAGGACAAAGCCCCCCAGAAAUACCUGGCUCUGGAUGAAAGACUGAGACGAGACCCCAGACUGGCCAAUCACCUGUGGUGAUAAACAUGAUCACGUACAGCUCCCUAAUCACAUCCUUCCCCCACUCCAUAAUCUGACAUUCCUCAAUUUCUCUGUUUUGAUUAGGUAUACCACCACUCAAAGCAAUAAACUAGUUUUAUAUUCGUUA